GGUAUGGAAAAGCAAUACCGAGAUGUUGAAGUAAGCAAUUGGUCUUCUUUAUCCGAUUGUUUUCGCUCGUUAAGCAGCGAUCGGCAGAUUCGUGACGCAAGUCGGAACAGCUAAAAGCUUUUUCUCCACGCGAUGUCGCUCUACCGAUUGUUCGCGUAUAAGCUAACUUCCUCUUUUUUCCUCACCGCGGCGCGACGUGGUUGUCUAAUAAAUUCUACUCGAACAAAGACUAAAACGUUUCAUACCAUACUCUGCGAGCUGUACCUAAUAACCUGGUUUAAUUAACGCUAUAUUCAAAACCGGCUCGUUUACGAGUCGUUUCUUCGAUGUCCAAUAACGCAACUGAACGGUGAACAACCGCGAGGAACUGGUGCAAACUCGAUUCGAACGACUUUAUCUCAACGUAUGGGACGUACAAUACCAUUCCCUGUGAAAGAACGUAUUCUAUAAUGUUUGUAUGACAUCGAGUGACAGUGUGUCCCGAUCGAAUCGUAUGGAAAACAGUAUAAAACUAGUGUAGUUUUCCAAGCGGAAAAUAUAAUAGGGGAUCGAUCGACAAUUAAUUGACAAAUGUGGGACGUCGUAAUUUACAAUGUCACGAAAAUUCCAAUUGGUUCUGAACAAAGAAUACUACCGAUGAUUAACGAGAAAACUCGAAAAAUGGGCUUUAAACUCGGUAUCUCGGUGAAAAGCUUUGUGUCGCACAUACAUCGUAGCUACAGAGCGAUACGAAGGCAGACAAUAGAGGGUAAAGUUAUGUCAGAGAGAAAAAAGAUAUUGUAUACUGGAAGCUCUACUAUAACUACGAUACGUUCCAUCAAUGACGCAGAUUCGUGAAAUGAAAAGAAUAUUUCUUUUGCUCGGAUGUUAUACGUAGGUGUUAUACGUAUGCUCGAUGAGAAAAUGAUAAAAAGAAUUUCGUAGCAGUCGUCGCCGCGAUUGAGAAAUUUUUAUUUUUUACUCGUUCGUAAUCCUCGAAUAGUCGCAGAACGUACUAUAUCGGAAUCGUACAACGAAUCGCGAAACUACCAACGAGAGGUUGAAUAUUUCAGUUCGAUUGAAUAUUCCAUAGUCUGUGAUGUGAGUACCUCGUUAUCGAACCUUGUCUACCAUUCCUAUCUCACAUUCUUGUUAACGGUAGUGCUUUUUCUCUGCGUAUAAUAUUAUGCAUACUGAAGCUACAUUUAAGAUCAGGGCUGUAUGUCAAACAAUUUGUCACACCCGACUUGGUUAAAAUUUUACAGAUAGAUUCAUUUUCCAGUCGAAGGUUAAGACGUAAAAUUUUGCGAAAAAUACUUUCCCACUUCAGUGUCACUUCUUGUAAUCUUGAAAACUUCCAUGCUUCGAUUUGAUUGAAAUUUUGAAAAUAACUUCUUUUUAGAUAGAAACAAUAUUUUAGGGAACGAUUUUUGGUGAUUCGAAGAUUAAAAUUUAAAAUUUUGCGGAAAACGUUUUACUAGCGCAAUGUCACUCCCUGCGUUAUCGAUACAGCGAUGAAUGCAAAAUUGGACAAUGAAAAUUUGAAGAAGGAUAUUUGCGGGAAGGAUCAUGAAUCCUUGUUUUGUUUUAGAUCUUUUUAACCGACCAUCAUAAAGCGACUGGCAAUCCUUGUUGGUAUGAUAGAGCGCGGAGGAGAUAAGUAUCACUUGGUAAUAUUCCCUGACAAUAAACGCGACGAAACUAUACUACUGUCGUUAAUCAAGAAACACACCUUAGCUUUCGAGUCAGUAAAAAUGCUUCUCGCAAAAGUUAUUUUUAUCUAAAAGGAACCUAUUUUUGCGGAAGUUAAAUUAUUCUUUUGUAUGUUCGAUCCAUUCUUAAAUCAAUCAAUGAAACAAAAAACCAUAACUUCGAGGAUGUUUCGUGGAAGAAUACACCGCUUGGUUAACAGGCGUAACCAAUUUGACCUGUGUGUCAUAACUGGUUCGAUAAGAUUGAUAAGGAUAAUAAUAACGCUAGUAGUAGUGCAAUAGCAGUAACAGUAGCUGUAGAAGUAACAGUAGCAGUAAUAGUAGUAGUUGUAGUAGCAGUAGAAGUAGUGAUAAGAGCAGUCGUGACUGCAGUAAUAGUUAUAGAGCAGUAACAAGCUACGGUAGUGAUUAUUUUGAUUAGAAAUAAAAAAGCACAUUGACCGCGUUCUUUUAUCCCGCGGACUUCGCUAGACAUUGUUUCUGAAAUCAAUCGACGAAGUCAACGAAUUGGAGAAAAACUGUGACUUAGCAGUGAAAAUAAUUGUUUGGGACAGAUCUAGCAAGAGCAUUUAAAGGACACGGAAUUCUCAGGAGAUACUGCUCUAUUUCUUAUUUAUUCUUAUAUUAUUAUUAUUUAUUAUUAUUCUUAUGAACAAUGCAAGAACUGCCAAAUGAGCUGCAUGAGCAUAAGACAGACCAAGCAAACCAGCAGCCACAGCCACAACAUUCUACACAAAUAGAUAGCGAUGGUAUUUCUCUGGAUCUUGACAAAAAGGAGAUGUAUGAGCGCCUAGAAACAUUUAUAACAACAUUUGUUACGGGAUUUACAAAAAAAUUAAACAAAUACAGAAAUGAGAUAUCAUCAAAGACUAAUACAACAGCAGAAUAUGUAGUGGAGGGACCAGCAAAAGAAUUGUUAGAGGAGUACCAUCACGGGGCAUCAACUGCAGUACACCCAUUGGUUGUUACUGUAACAUAUUUCAUUAAUAGAAUUCAUAGAAAAAAAGCUAAGAGAGUUGUUGAAGUGUUUAGACAUAUAAAAGAAGACGAAUUAGGAAAUAUGUUGGUAGAAGCUGGUGGUAAUAUUUUUUACAACUAUCAAGUUCCGUUUAAUAUGAUCACUGAUAUUGAUAACCAUUGGGCAAGAGGGAUGGAAAAGUUAGCUAUAGAUGCCACGAGAAGAGUAAUAAAUUAUGUUAAUCAGUAUAAACAGCAUAAUCCAGAUAUGGAUGUCUCUGUUGACUUAAUAACUGAAGGUAUAAAGUUAGGUAAAUCUAGACAAGGCUUUCUAAUAACAGCAAUCCAAAAAAUCCCUAAAAUGCCUAAACUUGGACAUACAGUUAAAAUAUGUGAUAAAAAAUGCAAAACUUCAGAAGUGUACGAGAAUCCAGUAAAAAAGGGUGAUGGUACCGCUGGUAAAUACUAUAGUAAAAAAGGCAAUGGUAGCAAUUCAAGGAAGUCAAAGGACACAUCAGGCAUAUUAAAUGAGGACUAUCAAGAAGUGGUAGAACAACCUGAGGAAGAACACAAGUAUAGUUUAUCAUUAGAGGAGGUGGAAGAAAAAGCAAAAGAAACAUUAAAUAAAAUUAACGAAGAAAAUGGUUUGUUUUUACAAAAAAAGAUAAUGAAUGAAAUACAAAAUAUUCAUAAAAGUAUUGAUAAAAUGAAUGGUAGACCAGAAAGUAUACAGGUAAGAAAACCAAUUUAUUACAAUAUGAAAUAUCCAGUAAAGUCGUUCACUGGAAGAGGUAAUGAGUUAAAAUGUUUACACAAAAAAUUACAAAAUAAAAGUAGAAAAGUACUAAUAUCACAAGUGACUGCCGUUACUGGUUUGGGAGGAAUAGGCAAGACUGAAUUAGUUCAAAAAUAUGCUAUAGAAUAUGCUGAACACUAUGAUAACAAUCUUAUAUGGAUAAAUUCUGAUAAUCAUGAAAAUUUAACAAAGUCGUUUAAAGAGUUAGCAGCUGAGAAGUUGAAAAUACCGAUCGAUGAAAAAAUAGAUGGAAAUAUGCAAGAAAAACAAGUUAAAUCUAUUGUUGAAGAUGUUUAUGUGCACUUUAUCAACGUGAAAAGUCUUUUUAUAUUCGAUAAUGCUGAAGAGUAUACAGCUAUUGAAAAAUUUUUACCAACCUUUUUACAUUCUGAUGCUAAAAGACCUUACAUUUUAAUCACUUCUCGUAAUCGGAACUGGGAUGUAGAUGAUGAGGGACAAAUACAUGUAAUGCAAUUAGAUGUCUUUACUCAAAAAGAAGCUAGAAUGUUUAUUAAAAAUUCCAUACAAAAAAAAGAUGGUUUACAAAAGGAAGACAUAGAAAAGUUAGCAAAAAGAUUACAAUACUUUCCACUAGCCUUGAGGCAAGCAAUUGCAUAUAUCAAUCAAGAGGAUAAAAAGCUCAGUAAAAGAGGGAGUGAAAGAUUUAUGGUAAGUGAUUAUUUGAAAAAACUUGAUGAAAACACAAAAUUACUUCAGGAGGGUUAUUACAAAAUUAGUGACAGAUAUUCUGAAACAAUUUUAACAACUUGGGAAACUACCUUAAAAAAGAUAGAAGAAGAUCAAAAUCAUGGCAUGGAAGCUAUAGAUAUUUUAAAGGUCAUGGCUUAUCUUGCUCCUGACAAGAUUCAGGCAAGCAAAAUGUUUGAUAAUGAUGGCGUUGAGCUAUGCGAUAAAUAUUCAAUGAUUGACUUAAAAAAAGGGGGAGUGGCAAGUAUUCACAGAUUAGUACAGGAAGUAAUAAGACUAAUGUUAAAAGGCAAGAAUGAAGAAGAGGAAGUUAUAAAAAAGGCUCUAACAUUAAUAGGAAAUAAUGAAAAUAUAUUUAAGGAUAAUACAAGUCAUGUUACUUCAGUUUGGAGCUAUGCAAGUGGAUAUCGCGAUUUAAUUCAUGAAUUUUAUUUCAAUUUUAACUCUAUUCCUACUUACGGCUAUAAUAACGCUACCCCUUUGCACUUGCUCGCUGAAAAUGGCGAUGAUAAAGCAGUUGAGGCUAUAUUGAACGAGGCUAUACUAAUGACAUUUUCAGAGGAAUUUAGCAAGAUUAUUGAUGCUAAGGAUAAGUAUAACAGAACUCCUUUAUAUAUAGCUGUUGAAAAUGGUCAUGCAAGUGUUGUUAAACUAUUUGUAGAUAAGGAAGCAAAAAUUGAUAUUAAGUCUACUAUUGUUUACAAUUCCCUAAGUACAAAAAAGGCUUCGAACUGGACACUAUUACACAUUGCUGCUUUUAACGGCUACUCAGAUAUCGUUGAAAUUCUUGUCAAUAAGGACGAAACGCUGGUUGAUAUUGAGGAUAGUAUUGGUAGAACAGCAGCAGUUUUGGCUGCUUCCAGUGGCCAGAUAAAUGUUCUUAAAAUUCUAAGGCCUGAUCCAUAUAAUGUAUAUUUAUUGCAUGCUAUGUUUCGUGCUGCUAGAAAAAGUGGCAAUUUAGAAGAUUUAAAGAAUUUUCUAAAUAACCUUAAAGAGAAACGUCAAUUACAGGAUAUAGUAAAUGUGAAAUUAGGAGAAUGGUCUCCUUUGCAUUUGGCUGCAUUUGCUAAUUGGCUAGACAUUAUAAAAAUUCUUAUAACGAAUGGUGCCAAAGUUAAGGAUGCUACACCUAGCUUCACACCCUUACACUCUGCCUCUUCCAAUGGCCAUUUAGCUGUAAUAAAAUAUCUUAAAGAAAAGGGAGCACAUCCUAAAGAUAUUAAUGAAGAUGGUUGGACAUCAUUGCAUGCUGCUGCUCAAAAUGGCCACCUGCAUGUUGUAAAAUAUUUUAUAGAUGAGCUUAAAGAAAUUGAUGUAGAUAUUAUUGAUAACGCACGUGCUACACCUUUGCAUACAGCUGCUUUUCAUGGGAAACUUAAUGUUGUUAAAUUUCUUUUAAGAAGAGGAGCGAAUAUCAAAGCAGUUAAUAUAUUAGGAGCAACACCUUUAUUUACUGCUGCUAUAAACAACAACCGUAAUGUUUAUGACUUCUUGCUAAACAAAGAUGCAACGGUAGUUAACACUAGCGAUGAUCAAACACUUAUUGGCAGGCUUAACAUUUCAGUGUUACACGUUGCUGCUAUAUAUAAUGAUAAACAAAUGAUUGAAGAUUUGAUAAAUAAAGGUGUAGACAAGGAUAUUGGCAAAGAUACUAGUUUAACUCCAUUAUACUUUGCUAUAUUUUUUGAUAGUUUGGAAGCUACCGAGUAUUUAAUUGCUAACGAGGCUGCUACUAAUGUGGAUAUAAAUAUUCCUAUUAUAAGAAAAGUCCUUGAAGAAACAAUAAGAGAUAGUACCUUGAAACCUCAUAGUAUGCCUAAAUUUGUUAGCACAUUGAUUAAUUUUGCUAAUAUCCUUCCUGAUGUCAUAAAAAUAUCAGCAAAUGACUUAAAGCGUGUUAUUGAAAAAUUAUGUAGUUUAAUUCCCAAUUUUGAAGCGCUAAUAGAUAGCUUAAAGAUAUAUGUAGAACAAAGGAAAAAUCCAGGUUUAGAUCUUCCCUUGCAUGCAGUAUUUUUUACACAAGAAAUUGGCAUUAAUUCUGAAGAUGGUGAUGGAGGGGAUAGGGCGAUUUCGAGUCAGUGGAGUAUUUAGCAUAGGUAAUAAGACGCGGAAACCUCUCUUGAGGAACCGUAUCUAAACAUUUCCCCGACGUCGAACCGUCGAUAAUUGGUUUUAAUCAGUCGUCAAAAAAACCUCAAGAGGUUCAAAUCCGAGAUUUCGGUUGCCUUCGUCGCAUAAAACAUUGAAGCAAACGAACAUGACUCGUUUUUCGUUUGAUAGAAAGUAAAUGUUAAUAUAUACUUUUAAUUUAAUGUUUUGUAUAAACAAUAUGUGAAAUCGUUAAAUAUCUGUGUACGAUAAUGCUUAGUAAGUUUUAUGAGACACCUAAAAUGCAUACAUUACUCAUAAAGUUUACUGAUAAAGAAAUGGUUUUAAAAAAUAAGCAAAAAGAAAUAAAUAAUGCAAAAGAUAUAGGUGUUAAGAAAACAGAACAUACUGAAACAAGAAAACAGAACUACACAAACCAAGCCCCUGUGACAUCAACCACAUUUCAAUCCGCAUCAGUGACCAGGCCACCGCGGACAAGAUGGCAACCAAAUGUCUAUACAUCCUUAUUGGGUACUAGCGUAACUAUCUGUGUCUAUAAAGUUGUUGGAAUAAAGUGUGAAUUGUAACCUAUUAACUCAGUGUAUACUCGAAAUAAAAAAAAUUGGAUGAAUUUAUUGGAAA
This is a messenger RNA of Bombus pyrosoma, 6882 nucleotides long. RefSeq lists its product as uncharacterized. The record is from RefSeq and is a predicted model, not a curated record. Lineage: Eukaryota; Metazoa; Arthropoda; Insecta; Hymenoptera; Apidae. Bases 2347 to 6243 code for a protein of 1298 amino acids. Gene Ontology annotation, molecular function: transcription cis-regulatory region binding; protein binding; ADP binding. Gene Ontology annotation, cellular component: nucleus. Gene Ontology annotation, biological process: positive regulation of transcription by RNA polymerase II. The transcript has 4 exons.